This is a messenger RNA of Gekko japonicus, 1761 nucleotides long. RefSeq names its product erythrocyte membrane protein band 4.1 like 4B (gene EPB41L4B). The record is from RefSeq and is a predicted model, not a curated record. Gene Ontology annotation, molecular function: cytoskeletal protein binding. Gene Ontology annotation, cellular component: cytoskeleton. The annotation marks the transcript as partial. Lineage: Eukaryota; Metazoa; Chordata; Lepidosauria; Squamata; Gekkonidae. The transcript is spliced from 20 exons.
AUGAGGAAGCAAGGAGUAGGGCCCAAGAAACAUGCAAAAGGGCAAGAUUUGUUUGACCAGAUUGUGUAUCACUUGGAUCUUAUUGAAACGGAUUACUUUGGCCUGCAGUUCAUGGAUAUGUCCCAGGUGAUGCACUGGCUGGACCUUUCGAAGCCCAUCAAGAAGCAAAUAAAAAUUGGGCCACCCUAUGUGUUGCAGUUUCGGAUCAAGUACUAUUCAUCAGAACCAAACAAUCUCCACGAGGAAUUCACAAGGUACCUGUUUGUAUUGCAGCUAAGGCAGGACAUUCUUUCAGGAAAAUUGAAAUGCCCUUACGAAACCGCGGUGGAACUUGCAGCCUUGUGCCUCCAAGCUGAGCUUGGCGAGUGUGAACAUCCAGAACACACUCCGGAACUCGUCUCAGAGUUCAGAUUUACUCCGAACCAAACGGAAGCAAUGGAAUUUGAGAUUUUUCAAAAGUGGAAAGAAUUCAGGGGAAAGAGCCCCGUGCAGGCUGAAAUGUGCUACUUGAACAAAGCCAAAUGGCUCGAGAUGUACGGGGUAGAUAUGCACGUUGUUAAGGGAAGAGACGGUUGUGAGUAUGCCCUCGGGUUGACGCCGACGGGUAUCCUGAUCUUUGAAGGCGCAAACAAGAUAGGCUUAUUUUUUUGGCCUAAAAUCACCAAAAUGGACUUCAAAAAGAGCAAGCUGACGCUCGUGGUGGUGGAAGACGAUGACCAGGGUAGAGAGCAAGAACACACUUUCGUUUUCCGAUUAGACAGUGCUAAAACAUGCAAGCACCUAUGGAAAUGUGCGGUGGAACACCAUGCCUUCUUCCGGUUGCGCACGCCGACAAACACUAAAUCCAGCCGGUCAGAUUUUAUCCGGCUCGGUUCCCGCUUCAGAUUCAGUGGAAGAACAGAGUACCAGGCAACGCAUGGAUCCAGGUUACGCAGAACCAGCACAUUUGAACGGAGGCCGAGCAAGCGGUACCCCUCAAGAAGGCACUCGACUUUCAAAGCCAACAACCCUAUGAAAUUAUCUCCUCAUUGUGCUAAAAACAAUCCUGAAGUCCAUAACUAUCAGCCCCUGUACCACACAAAUAUGCACCUGAGCCAGUCACACUGGCACCCCCACCCACCUGUGAAUGUAAGGCCACCCUAUCACGAUGACAGUCUGUACUGGAAGCCCAGUGGCGAGGACAGCAGUUUACGGUAUAUCCAGGAACAGAACCAGAAGAACCUGGGUGGGCUCCAGAGUCUGUUGUACCAGGAUAAGCUCAUGACAAGCGCCAAGCAGGGAGCUCCCCUGGGCCUUCUCACCGACAUGCUCUUGUCUGUCUGCUACCCUUUGAACAACACUGAACUUCACCCAUUUAACACAGAAGAAAAUGGCGGAAUGCCCUUCACGGCCAAAAUGUCUGGGAGGCAUCACCCCCACCACCACCACCACCAUCACCACCACCACCCACACUCCGGUUACGGAGGACUUGCCCCUCCAGACAGCAGCAAGGAUGUGGUGGCUGCUGUUCCAAGCCCAAAUAGAGUCCCUCGCCUUUACGAUGAUGCUUCUGUCCAUCUGAAGAAGGUGGAAGCGGAGACGGGGAAAGCGGUUGGGCCAUGGCCAGCGCUGCACAUCAACAUGAACAAGCAGGGUGAAGAUAAGAAGGGUCUAGAGAAGAGCCUGCACCCUCCUCCAGAGUCGCCUUACACAGCACCGGAUCAUUUGAAGUGUAACAUUCUCAAAGCUCAAGUGGAGGCUGCCUUCCGAGUGGGUGUUCAG